AUGAAAUUCCCUUCCUUAGUCUUAUUAGCAAUUGCUACUUCAGCUGUCCAAGCUGCACCAUUCAAUUUCGUCAAGAGAUAUACAAACACCACCACUACCACCACUCCUUCCUCGUCCUCCUCCUCAUCCAUAUUGGAAGGUUCUUUAUACCUCACCGAAUUGCCAACCAGCUCAGGAUCCGCUGCAUCAUCUUCGUCAUCAGAGACUGAAGACGAGUGGAUCACUUCAACAAUUGUUGAGUACGUUACUCUCCUCACCUCAUCAACUCAAAGCUCAGAAGACAUCACCUCAACUAUUGUUGAAUACGUCACCAUCACCCAAGGCAGCUCAGUCAUCACUUCUGCCACAAACACAUACACAACUACCACCCAAGCUGCUCUCACCUCAGCCUCAGCCUCAGCCUCCGAUGCUACUAGCGACGAGGACGUAAAGGAAGAAGAAGAGGACUUUGACGACGAACUCACUACUUCAACCAUCACUUCAAUUGUUACUAUAACUAAUGCCGAUGCUGCUGGUGCAACUGCUACCGUUGCAGCCGAGUCAGUAGCUGCAUCCACUGCAGAUGCAUGUGUUCCAUCAACUGAAACAGUUACUGUUACCGUUACUGCAUCUGGUUCUGCAUCAACCGAUGUCUCCACCACCGAAGUCGUCUCAACAUCCUUGUACACCACAUCCUAUCCACUUCAAGCUGUGUUCACCAAUAACGACACAACCACUACAAUCACUUCAUACGUUGACGUUACUCAAACUCAAUUCUACACUUUGACUUCUUCGUUGAGCCAAGACGCAGUCUCUUCUUCCGCUUAUACUUCAGCCUCUGUUGCACCAACCUAUAACAACACUGGCUACGCAAACACCACAGUUCCAUUGAGCACUGCAUGGUAA
This is a messenger RNA of Lodderomyces elongisporus, 885 nucleotides long. RefSeq names its product Pga54p (gene PGA54). The coding region runs from base 1 to 885 and encodes 294 amino acids. The transcript has 3 exons. The record is from RefSeq and is a predicted model, not a curated record. NCBI's taxonomy places the organism in Eukaryota, Fungi, Ascomycota, Pichiomycetes, Serinales, Debaryomycetaceae.